UAGGUUAGCAUAAAGAGAGGAAGGCACGUCUUGUGUGUGCGUCUCUAGUCGCCACCCAGAAACCCCUCUUCUUCCUCCUCAACCUCUCUCUUUCAAACUCGAAUUGAUCGGAAAAUGAGCAACGAGAAGGACAGUUUCAACGUCGGUGAUCUCACCGCUGCUCUUAAAGAUGAGGACAGAGCAGGGCUUGUCAACGCUCUUAAGAACAAGCUGCAGAAUCUGGCUGGUCAGCAUUCCGAUGUGCUCGAGAAUCUGACUCCUAAGAUCAGAAGACGUGUUGAGGUCUUGAGAGAGAUUCAGGGAAAACAUGAUGAAAUAGAGGCCAAGUUUCGCGAGGAGAGAGCUGCACUUGAAGCCAAGUAUCAAAAGUUAUAUCAGCCUUUGUAUACCAAGCGUUAUGAGAUUGUGAAUGGAGCUAUCGAAGUUGAAGGAGCUCAAGAGGAUGUUAAGAUGGACCAAGGAGACGACAAAUCUGCACAAGAGAAAGGAGUCCCUAGUUUCUGGCUGACCGCAUUGAAAAACAAUGAUGUUAUAUCUGAGGAGAUAACCGAGCGUGAUGAAGGAGCCCUCGUGUAUCUUAAAGAUAUUAAGUGGUGCAAGAUUGAGGAACCAAAGGGAUUCAAACUUGAGUUUUUCUUCGACCAGAACCCUUACUUCAAAAACACCCUAUUAACUAAGGCCUAUCACAUGAUUGAUGAAGAUGAGCCUCUGCUUGAGAAGGCUAUUGGGACAGAGAUUGAUUGGUAUCCUGGAAAAUGCUUGACUCAGAAGAUUCUUAAGAAGAAGCCUAAGAAAGGUGCCAAGAAUGCCAAGCCAAUCACCAAAACUGAAGAUUGUGAAAGUUUCUUCAACUUCUUCAGUCCUCCCCAAGUUCCUGAUGAUGAUGAAGACAUCGACGAGGACAGAGCUGAAGAACUUCAGAAUCUGAUGGAACAAGAUUAUGACAUUGGUUCUACAAUCCGGGAGAAGAUUAUACCACAUGCUGUCUCAUGGUUUACUGGUGAGGCUAUUGAAGGAGAGGAGUUUGACAUAGACAAUGACGAUGAAGAUGAUGAUAUUGAUGAGGACGAAGAUGAGGAUGAAGAAGAUGAUGAGGAUGAGGAAGAAGACGACGAUGAGGAUGAGGAGGAAGAAGAAGAAGAAGUAAGCAAGACCAAAAAGAAGCCGUCUAUCCUACACAAGAAAGGAGGCAGGCCACAGCUUAACGAUGGACAACAAGGGGAGAGGCCUCCUGAGUGCAAGCAACAGUAAAACAAAAUUCAAAAGUCGGCCAAAGGAAAUGUUGAGUGAAACUACAUGUAAGGCAAAAUGUUUGAGGUCUCUGCGCAUUUAAGUUUCGACGUAGGCCGAAUUGCCUUCUCACGAGAUAUCUGAUAAAAUUAUUUUUGGUGUUUCUGCUUUUUGUUUAUUUGGAUCACUGAGUGACUUAAAGUCUUGGUUUUAUUACUUGUUUAAAAAUUAAAAAUAUUGUUUUGUACUUUUUUUUGGUGGGAAUGUUUUGUUAAGAAACUA
This is a messenger RNA of Raphanus sativus (radish), 1512 nucleotides long. Its product is annotated as nucleosome assembly protein 1;3. Gene Ontology annotation, molecular function: histone binding; chromatin binding. Gene Ontology annotation, biological process: somatic cell DNA recombination; nucleosome assembly. Gene Ontology annotation, cellular component: chromatin; nucleus. The transcript is spliced from 12 exons. Bases 115 to 1251 code for a protein of 378 amino acids. Lineage: Eukaryota; Viridiplantae; Streptophyta; Magnoliopsida; Brassicales; Brassicaceae. The record is from RefSeq and is a predicted model, not a curated record.